AUGAGUGAGGACCCAGUCACAGCAACAGAGAGCUCACAUGUCACAACAAACGAGCUUUCUUCAGCAGCUAAUCCUGCAGAGAACUCGAAGAUUUUACAAAAACCAUUAAGACGUACUCGCGUCGGGACUAAACUUGAAGACAUAUACCCACACAUACCUAUUUCGCUUGACGAUAUAGAUUCGGCUUUUGCUUUACAAGAGUAUCUACAGUACCUGAUCAGAACAGACAAGGAAAACUUGGAUCUUUUGGUACAAGUGCCCGAAGGGCAGGAUGCAGACGCCUGGCAAUACGAGCAUUUAAGACAACUCUGUCUUGAACUCGGAUAUCUCGUCGUACAGUUGAUGUCUGAAUGCACCAGGGAAACCUGUCGAGAAAUGAAAACGACUGAAUUUCAAUAUCUAUGCGCAACGCAUCCAAAGUCUUCAUGUUCUGCAAUGGAUUAUAUCGUGCACACUCUAGAUCAAUCAAUAAGCUCGCUGAAUGACCCCAGAUUAUUUCCAAGCAGAAUGUCCAUCCCAGCCACCUCGCUAAAAAACUAUCAAGAAAUCUCGCGAAGGUUAUAUCGGAUAUUUGCUCAUGCUUACUUCCAUCAUAGGGAAAUCUUUGAAGCAUUUGAGAUCGAAACAUUUUUAUAUGCGAGAUUUCUUAAACUAUCAACUCAAUAUAAACUCGUAUCGAAAGAUCUUAUAAUCAUUGCUCAGCCAUAA
Molecule: messenger RNA, 708 nt
Organism: Paraglomus occultum
Lineage: Eukaryota; Fungi; Glomeromycota; Glomeromycetes; Paraglomerales; Paraglomeraceae
Source: the annotation of a GenBank genome assembly